AUGGGUAAGUCUGUGGUAGGGCGCUGCGCUUUGCUGGCGCUGGCUCUGAUCGCAUCAACCGUCAGGUCUCAGGAGUGCGACGACAUCGACGCGUACUUCGGGGACGUGAGCUCCGUGACGGAGAUCGACCUGGGAACCAUUAUCAGGGUGGACUGCCCGUCCACCGACGACGGCGAGGAGUUACCGUACAUCACCAUCGAGAGCGGCAAGACUCUCGCCGUCAAGUCCGAGGAAUCCUUUGUUCGGUUUGUCAACCUUCGCUUCAUCGUCGAGGAGGGUGCCUCCCUCAUCUUCGACAUGCCCGUCACAAGGGUUGGCCCCAACAGCGUCGUAGAUCCUGAGAGUGCGAGCGACUUCGUGUUCGACGUGGCCGAGGGCGGAAGCUUGACCUUCAACGGGAAAUUCCGCUCCAGCCAGGUUUUCAACGUCCGAUCGGUGUUCUACAACCGCGGUUCGAUCGAGUUCAAGGACGACUCUUUGUUCAACAACAACGGCAACGUCUUCCGGAACAACGAAGGCACCAUCAAGUUCCGCGGCGACGCCGUCUUCAAGAACAACUGGUACCUCGCCAUCGUCAACGACGGCGAAGACUCCUUCGUGAGCACUACUCUAUAA
Ectocarpus sp. CCAP 1310/34 is the source of this 615-nucleotide messenger RNA. The record is from the annotation of a GenBank genome assembly. NCBI's taxonomy places the organism in Eukaryota, Phaeophyceae, Ectocarpales, Ectocarpaceae.